AGUCCACAAGAACAGCUCAACCAUGCCGGUCUUAUACAAGUGCAACGCCAGCGCCCCUUCACGAAUCGUCCUCAUGACUGUUGAGAUACUCGGCAUAGGGGACAAACUAGAAAUGAGGGACAUCAAUCCAAUGAAAGGAGAAAAUGUUACACCAGAAUUCUUGAAGAUAAAUCAUUUGCACACCGUUCCAGUCUUGGUAGACGAAGAUCUGAUUUUAACCGACAGUCAUGUUAUUGCGACCUAUUUGACCAUGAAGUACAAGACACCGAAAAGCGAGGAAUUGUACCCAACGGAUAUCAAGUUAAAACAUAAAGUUGAUCAGAUGUUAUAUUUGGAAAGUACGUUGAUGACACCUAAGAUUAUAGCAGUUAUGAACACAUUGAAGAAAGGUGAAGUUGCUCCAACAAAUGAACAAGUGUCUGCGUUAAAAGAGACAUAUGGAUUUCUCGAUAAAUAUUUGACAAAUUCACCCUUUUUAGCAUCAACUACUAUGACUUUAGCCGAUGUAGCCUGCGUAUCGCCGCUUGCUUCCUUAAAUUUGUUCGUCAGUUUUGAUGAAUUCGUUAAUUUGUCGAAAUGGUUCAAAUUAUUGGAGAAGGAAGAUUGGUUCCAGAAGAUUAACGUUCCCGGCGUCAAACUUUUCGGUGAAUAUUUGAAACAGUUUAAACUGAAAAGAGUUUAGAAUACAAGUCCUAUUUGUUUUUGUACCUAUAACAGGUUUUAUUGACACGUCAAAGAAAUAAAAUUAUAAGGUGAAAUAUUGAAAUAUAUUCCCGAUUUGUAUCUUUCAAUUACAUUUUUCUCUGUUAUACCAAUACCAAAAACCGCCAAAAAUUAUAUGA
This is a messenger RNA of Hyposmocoma kahamanoa, 842 nucleotides long. RefSeq names its product glutathione S-transferase 1-like. Gene Ontology annotation, biological process: glutathione metabolic process. NCBI's taxonomy places the organism in Eukaryota, Metazoa, Arthropoda, Insecta, Lepidoptera, Cosmopterigidae. The coding region runs from base 23 to 682 and encodes 219 amino acids. Gene Ontology annotation, molecular function: glutathione transferase activity. The record is from RefSeq and is a predicted model, not a curated record. The transcript has a single exon.